This is a messenger RNA of Lactuca saligna, 336 nucleotides long. Lineage: Eukaryota; Viridiplantae; Streptophyta; Magnoliopsida; Asterales; Asteraceae. The record is from the annotation of a GenBank genome assembly.
AUGGAAGUAAUUUCAUCAUAUCUUGUCAGAUUCGUGUUUUUGUUGGCGAAGACAGUGAUUGAUGAAGGUGGUGGUUAUCAGAGUUCGCCAGAGCUCAUAAAUCUGGAGGAGAAAAUGGAAGAUUUUAAGACAAAAAUUGUAGUUUUGAAGAAGAAAGUCGUAGAUUUGAACAUGAAAAUUGUAGAUCUGGAGCCAACCGGAGCUUGUGGAUCUGAUGGCGGUGGUUCGUCGGUGGUCGGAGGCGGCGACAGCAAGGGGUGGUGGCUGGUGGCAACUGGUGGCAAUGUUUAUGUGUUCUUCAAGUUUGAGAUGAGAGAGAAGAUAGAAUUUGUGUAG